AUGAAGUCAGAAGAGCUGGUAGAUAUUGGAAUGUCAUCGGAAACCAACGUCGAUCGGAAGGAACUGCUGAGGGUACUAGGCUCUCCGGGGCUGCUCGAGGUUGUAGUCAGUGUGGCAAAUGCGGUGACGGUACUAGAUAUGCCGUCUGUAGUACUCAAGCUAGAAGUGCCAGGGUCAGGGCUUGAUGAAGUAGAGCUGAAGGAGGUUGGACUGGACAAGUUAGAAGUUGAAGAACUGGAACUCGAUGACGAGGUCGGCUCAAAUGCGCUGCUGGAAGUAGAGCUGGAUGAGGUCGGACUAGACGGCAAGCUGGACGGCCUGGUCGGAUCUAGAAACGACCCAGAGGACGAGCUAGAAGUAGACGAUGAUCUCGGCGAGCUAUUCGGAUCUGUGGAGGAGCUGGAGGACGAGCUGGAACUGGAAGAGGAACUAGACGAGCUGGAUGGGCCGGACGUGGAAGCCGGGCUGGUCGAACUGGAGGACGAGCUCGAACUGGAACUCAACGAACUUGAAGAAGUGGACGACGAGCUGGACGAGCUGAUCGAGCUGGUCGAGCUCAUCAGAUCUGUGGACGAGCUCGAACUGGAACUCGACGAGCUUGAAGAAGUGGACGAUGAGCUGGACGAGCUGGACGAGCUGGACGAGCUGGACGAGCUGGACGAGCUGGACGAGCUGGACGAGCUGGUCGAGCUCGUCGGAUCUGUGGACGAGCUCGAACUGGAAGUCGAUGAACUCGAAGAAGUGGACGAGGAGCUGGACGAGCUGGACGAGCUGGAUGAGCUGGACAAGGUGGUCGGAGCCAACGAACUAGACGUACUGGACGAAGUAGAAGAACUAGAUGAAGAGCUGGAGGAUGAACUGGAGGAUGAACUGGAAGGCAAGCUAGAUGAGCCGGAGGAUGAGCUAGUAGAGCUGGUUGGGCUGGCUGAGCUGGUUGAGCUGGUUGAGCUGGUCGAGGUCGUCGGGGUCGACGAACUAGACGUACUGGACGAACUAGAAGAACUAGACGACGAACUAGAUGACGAAGUGGAUGAAGAGCUAGAGGACGAGCUGGAGGGCGAGCUGGAGGGCGAGCUGGUCGAGCUGUUCGAGGUCGUCGGAGUCAACGAACUAGACGUACUGGAUGAAGUAGAAGAACUGGAGGAGGUGGUGGAUGAGCUCGUCGAUGGACCUGUAGGAGUCGGUGUUGCUGUUUAA
Messenger RNA from Neoarthrinium moseri, 1197 nucleotides. RefSeq lists its product as uncharacterized. The transcript has a single exon. The coding region runs from base 1 to 1197 and encodes 398 amino acids. NCBI's taxonomy places the organism in Eukaryota, Fungi, Ascomycota, Sordariomycetes, Amphisphaeriales, Apiosporaceae. The record is from RefSeq and is a predicted model, not a curated record.